UUGUGGAUGGAUAACUUUGGUUCACUGCGACACCCAAAUCAGUUCCACAGCAACAAUAAUUGCUUCGGCUAUGUCUUCAUCGUCCCUGAUGCUGGUGUAUAGCGCUCCCGCAACUCUUCAAGCUGAAUCGCCUUCCAAACCAGUGUUUUUCUCGUCCCUGAGGAGCUUCUCUGUGUACCCUUUGGUGUUGCAGAGCAGGGGAAGAAAAUCAUGCAAUUGGGUUCAGGUUACUGCAAGGAGAGAAGCUAAAACUGAUUCAAACCUCGUCGUUGCAGCAGCUUUUGCUGCUGAAGCAGAGGUUUUAGAGGUUGCCGAAGAUUUGGGACUAGAGGAAGUUGAAGGAGCCGCCGCUUCACCGCCUCCAACGAAACCCAAGAAAGGGAAGGCAGCAUUGCCGCUGAAGAGAGACAGAACGAGGUCCAAGAGGUUCUUGGAAAUUCAAAAGCUUAGGGAGAUUAAGAAAGAGUACGAUUUACCCACUGCUAUAUCCCUGCUCAAGCAAAUGACAAAUACUAAGUUCGUGGAGACAGCUGAAGCUCAUUUACGUCUCAACAUUGACCCUAAGUACAACGAUCAACAGCUGAGGGCGACCGUGAACUUGCCCAAGGGAACUGGUCAGACUGUUAAAGUGGCUGUUCUUACCCAAGGUGAAAGGGUAGAUGAAGCAAAAAAUGCAGGAGCUGAUUGGGUUGGUGGAGUGGACUUGAUAGAACAAAUAAAAGGGGGAUUCAUGGACUUCGAUAAAUUGAUUGCUUCUCCAGAUAUGAUGCCCAAGGUUGCCAGUCUAGGAAAGUUAUUGGGACCAAGAGGACUCAUGCCAAAUCCCAAAGCUGGUACUGUUGCAACUGAUAUACCUCAGGCUAUAGCAGAAUUCAAGAAGGGGAAGGUUGAAUAUAGAGCGGAUAAAACUGGAAUUGUGCAUCUACCUUUUGGGAAGGCAGACUUUCCUGAAGAAGAUCUUAUUAUAAAUUUGAUUGCUGCAGUAAAAUCAAUAGAAGCAAACAAGCCAUCAGGUGCAAAGGGAGCCUACUGGAAAAGUGCACAUAUAUGCUCAUCAAUGGGUCCUUCUAUUCGGUUAAAUAUAAGGGAGUUGCUUGAUUACAAGCCUCCAUCAAAUGUCUAGAAGAAUUCAAUGACACACCUGUAAAGUACAUCUGCUCUUGUGUAAUCUAUUUACCUUCAGGGAUAUCAGAGAUUGCUAAUGGUUAGGAAGAAGGUUGAAAGGACAGAAACCAGGGUGAAAGAGGAUACCUCAGAUUCUGUUCUUGGGCCAAAUUUUGUUUCAGGGGGUCGAGGCCCCACAAAAUCUUCUCCUUUCCUAUUCACCUGCAAAAUGUUGUAGACAUAACUACUCUGAUCAAUAUUAUUAAAUCAUUAUCACAAUGUUAUCAUCCAUUGUUGCAUCUCA
This is a messenger RNA of Telopea speciosissima, 1408 nucleotides long. RefSeq names its product 50S ribosomal protein L1, chloroplastic. Gene Ontology annotation, biological process: translation. Gene Ontology annotation, molecular function: RNA binding; structural constituent of ribosome. The record is from RefSeq and is a predicted model, not a curated record. Bases 71 to 1123 code for a protein of 350 amino acids. NCBI's taxonomy places the organism in Eukaryota, Viridiplantae, Streptophyta, Magnoliopsida, Proteales, Proteaceae. The transcript has 7 exons. Gene Ontology annotation, cellular component: large ribosomal subunit.